UAGGAGACCUGGUCUCUGAAACAGAAUCCCCGGCAUCCUAGGGACCUCCGUCUGGAGCCUCCGAUAUGGGCCCGACCAGAGCUCCCCCUGCAGGCCCGCCCUAGUAGGUCCAGUUACUAGGAUACUGGGGAUAAAGCAUUUCCUGCCUAGAUGUCUUGGCAGCUCCCACUGCCAUGGAGACCUUCGGGAGCUGAAGGAGCUGCGGACACCCAGAAAGCAGCACAAGAAAAAGGAGGCCAGUGGUCUUGAACUAGCUGAGCGAGUGGGUGAGCAGGGGCCAGACCCGAGCCAGGGGCCACGCCCACCUACCCAGCAUUCCUCACGCGCGCACAGUUCCCAGGUGGGAGCUGUGGAAGGAAUCAGGAGGAGGGGGUUCAAAGACCCAUGAUCUGUCUGUCUCUUUCCUUCUUCAGCCAUGUUUAUCACUGUGAUGUUUGGAGCUGGUUGUCAGGUGCUGGUGAACACCUGGUGUAGCCUGGUGACCUUCAUUAUGCAUCUGAAACAGAAAGUUCAGGUCCCCCCAGAAGUAACCACUGCUCUUCUGGCUGAAGACGGGCAUCUGGUGAGGCUGGAAGAGGGGAUCGCCCAGGCCCCCUCCAUGGCCUGUUCCCUGCUACAGGAGCAAGGGACCUAUGUCCUGGUACAGAUCACUGGAGGGAGAGAUGGGACUCCUGCCCACUAUGAGUCCCUACUGGACAACCUAGAUGACCACCGUCCAGAGUUAGCAGAGGAGCUGUGCUGGCUCUCCGGCUUUCCAGCUACAAGCAAUAGUCAGAGAAGACGCCCCGGCAUUCGGCGCGGCCACCGGGAACAAGGCCCCCCUUCCAGGUCUCGAAAGGUGGUCUCCCUACCAUCCAGAAACCGCUAGCUGGAGCCUGAGCCAGGUACAGAAGAGUUAUGGAAACUCAGGAAGAUCCAAAAUGGGGGAAGCCCUUCUUGAGAGACACGUGUGCUGAGGGGUACAGCUUUCACACACCUACACACCCAGGACAGUACACACCGUACCUAGAGAGAAGUCCCACUAUACUGCUGGAGUAUAAGGAUCCUAAAGGCAGACAUGCUACGAGUUUAAGAAGCUGGUACACACUUCUCCAGCCUGGCACAACGUAGGUGCUCAAUGCACAGCUGCUGCCUGUGAAAGCAGCAACAGUGUGUGAUGAAGCCGUCUGUGCUGGGGUCUGAAGGGCCUGCUUCCGUCCCAGCAGGUCCUAUGACCUGGUGCGCCACAGCCAAGUGGCCCAGCUGGACUUGGAUCCAAGGGGACUGGCCCUGACCUCGGCAUUAUGAUCAACUGCACACAGACCGCAGUCCAGCGGGACUCCUCUUUCAGAAUCUGGCAUUACUAAGAAGUUGCAUCAGCAAGAAGGGAAAGGUCACAGACAGGAUGUGAGAGCCCCUCCACUCCCCCCCCCCCAUUUGAGUGCAGAGAAAAAGAUCCAAGGACAAAAACAGGAAGAGUGAGCGGGGCUGA
This is a messenger RNA of Peromyscus maniculatus bairdii (prairie deer mouse), 1471 nucleotides long. It is a transcript of the gene C21H22orf15, whose product is annotated as chromosome 21 C22orf15 homolog. NCBI's taxonomy places the organism in Eukaryota, Metazoa, Chordata, Mammalia, Rodentia, Cricetidae. The record is from RefSeq and is a predicted model, not a curated record.